Hyaloscypha bicolor E is the source of this 1704-nucleotide messenger RNA. Its product is annotated as PLP-dependent transferase. Gene Ontology annotation, cellular component: endoplasmic reticulum. Lineage: Eukaryota; Fungi; Ascomycota; Leotiomycetes; Helotiales; Hyaloscyphaceae. The transcript has 3 exons. Gene Ontology annotation, molecular function: sphinganine-1-phosphate aldolase activity; pyridoxal phosphate binding. Gene Ontology annotation, biological process: sphingolipid catabolic process; carboxylic acid metabolic process. The record is from RefSeq and is a predicted model, not a curated record. Bases 1 to 1704 code for a protein of 567 amino acids.
AUGCCCGGAACGUCGAGGAUGCCAGUGAGCUUGCGCAACAGCUUCACCGUGAAGAAAGGCGGCUCGAGUAGCCAAUUACUAUCACUAAACAUUGACUUAUUCCGCAACAUCGUGUUCUUCCUUUUUCUGCUGCGAUGGACGAGGAAGGGAUUGCUGAAGCUGAAAGGCCGAGGCGUGUUUGGGACGUUUGCAGAUGCGUAUAUUGCUAUCCGACGCAACCUUUAUGGCCUCUUCCUGCGAGCACCGGGAGUGCGAUCGCAGGUUCAGAAGCAGGUCUCUGAAGCUAUCAUGAAGUUACAAUCGAAGCUUGUUCCUUCUGGACCGGGUGUAGUGCGAUAUUUGAACUUGCCAAAGGAGGGGUGGUCUGAGGAGACGGUCAUGAAGGAGUUGGGGACGCUGGCGCAGAUGGAUCAUACGCGAUGGGAGGAUGGUUUUGUGUCUGGCGCUGUUUAUCAUGGUGGGGACUCUUUGAUGAUGAUUCAGACGGAAGCGUUUGGCAAGUUUACGGUGGCCAAUCCGAUUCAUCCUGAUGUGUUCCCUGGUGUACGGAAGAUGGAGGCGGAGAUUGUUUCGAUGGUUUUGGCAUUGUUCAAUGCUCCAUCUGGGGCAGCUGGUGUCACUACGAGUGGAGGCACAGAGUCUAUUCUGAUGGCUUGCUUAAGUGCAAGACAGAAGGCUUAUUCUGAGAGGGGUGUUACGGAACCAGAGAUGAUUCUUCCAGAGACUGGCCACACAGCCUUCCGCAAAGCUGGCUCCUAUUUUGGCAUCAAAGUCCACCUCGUUGCCUGCCCGGCGCCAAACUACCAAGUCGACAUAAGAAGUGUGUCCCGCCUCAUCAACAGCAACACCGUCCUCCUCGUCGGCUCCGCCCCAAACUUCCCCCACGGAAUAAUCGACGACAUCACCGCCCUCUCCAAGCUAGCCGUCAAACGCAGAAUCCCCUUACACGUCGACUGCUGCCUGGGCUCCUUCCUCGUCCCCUUCCUCGAAAAAGCCGGCUUUGAGACCGAGCUCUUCGACUUCCGACUCAAGGGCGUAACGAGCAUCAGCUGCGACACGCACAAAUACGGAUUCGCACCAAAAGGCAAUUCCACCGUCCUGUACCGCGACACCACGUUACGCAGCUAUCAAUACUUCAUCUCCCCCGACUGGUCGGGCGGCGUGUACGCCUCCCCGUCCAUCGCUGGCUCCAGACCAGGAGCUCUUAUCGCCGGAUGCUGGGCCUCUUUAAUGAGCGUAGGUGAGGCUGGGUACAUCGAAGCCUGUUCCUCAAUCGUUGGCGCAACGAAAAAGAUCAUCUCUGCAAUUGAAGAAAACCCCGGGUUAAACAACGAUUUAGAGGUUCUUGGUCACCCAUUAGUUUCCGUCGUUGCCUUCAACUCCAAAACGCUGGAUAUCUACGAUAUCGCGGAUGCGAUGUCUGCUAAAGGAUGGCAUCUGAAUUCCCUGCAAAGUCCCCCGGCUAUUCACGUUGCUGUUACAUUGCCGAUAGUCAAGGUGUGGGAGAAACUCGUGAGCGAUCUAGAGGCGGUGGUUGAGGGCGAGAAAGAGAAGGAGAGGGUGCGGAUUGUGGAGGGCAAGGGAGCGAAAGGGAAGAGUUUGGGGGAUAGCGCGGCGCUGUAUGGUGUUGCGGGCAGUCUACCCAAUAAGAGCGUUGUGGUUGAGCUAGCGAGUGGGUUCUUAGAUACGCUGUAUAAAGCUUAG